Symbiodinium sp. CCMP2456 is the source of this 645-nucleotide messenger RNA. NCBI's taxonomy places the organism in Eukaryota, Dinophyceae, Suessiales, Symbiodiniaceae. The record is from the annotation of a GenBank genome assembly.
AUGAAGCUGCACAACUACUUUCGAAGCUCCACCUCCUACCGGGUGCGCAUCGCGCUGGCACUGAAGGGCUUGGCCUACGACUACGUCGCCUACCAUCUGCGCAAGGGCGAGCAGCGCGGGGCGGCCUACUUGGCGCUCAACCCCCAGGGUUUGGUGCCGACCCUGGAGACCGACGGCGGCGCGCUGCUGCCCCAGUCCCUGGCGAUCGUCGAGUAUCUGGACGAACUGCAGCCCGAUCCGCCGCUGCUGCCAGCGACGCCGCUGGAGCGGGCGCGGGUGCGCAGCCUCGCCUAUGCCGUCGCCUGCGACAUCCAUCCCGUGAACAACCUGCGCGUCCUGCAGUAUCUGGUCGCCCCGCUGGGCCAUGAUGCCGCCGUCCAGGGCGAGUGGUUCCGGCACUGGGUGGCGGUGGAGUUCGCGGCGCUGGAGAAGCGUCUCUCGGAGGAACCCGAGACCGGACGCUUCUGUCAUGGCGACCGCCCAGGCCUUGCCGACAUCUGCCUGGUGCCCCAGGUUAUCAACGGGAACCGUUUCGACUGCGACAUGACGCCCUAUCCGACCAUCCGGCGUAUUCACGAGGCCUGCAUGGCGGUCCCGGCUUUUGCCGAAGCGGCGCCCGAACGCCAGCCGGACGCGGAGACCUGA